This is a messenger RNA of Anthostomella pinea, 399 nucleotides long. The record is from the annotation of a GenBank genome assembly. NCBI's taxonomy places the organism in Eukaryota, Fungi, Ascomycota, Sordariomycetes, Xylariales, Xylariaceae.
AUGUCCUGGGCAUCCCGACGUCUGACUACGAGGCUGGAAGACGAAGCCUCCUGCCUCAUGGGGCUGUUCGAUGUGACCAUGCCUCUCCUCUACGGAGAAGGGUCCAAGGCCUUCAUCCGGCUGCAACAAGAGAUCAUUGACUCCUCGGAGGAUCAGUCUAUACUGGCCUGGGAACUCGUAGCACACGAGAGAAAUAAUAUGUGGACAAUGUUCACUGGUCUCCUGGCGCCAUCUGUGCGGUCUUUCGCUUCGUGCUCUGAUAUCGAGUCACAUCGCUCAGCUGAUAGUGUCAUUCUAAGGACUCAAGGCCGUGCGAGCGGUGACAUGCCUAUCGAGGUGUCGGCUACAAGACUCCGGAUCCGAGUGCCGUUCUUAGGGGUCGGAUACGUCCACCCGUAA